AUGAGCGCGGCGGAGAUCGCGCAGGCGCUGAGCGACAAGCGGGUUCAGCCACGGGGCGAGCGAGUGCUGGUCAAGCUCGAUGAGCCCGAGCAGAAGUCAGCGGGGGGCGUGCUGCUGCCCACGCAGGCCGUCAAGUACGAGCGAUACCUCACCGGGCAGGUGGUAUCAGCGGGAGAGGAGGUGAAGAAGGCAUCAGCGGGGCAGAAGAUCAUGUUUCCGGACAUGAACGCCUACGAGGUGGCAAUUGGGGAUGGUUCCGACAGGUUCUGCUUUGUGAGGGAGGGAGACAUCAUGGCUCAGGCAAGUUACACUGCGCGCACGAUAUCAACGGCGCGCAAGUCACACUGCGCGCACCGCGUCACGUUAUCAACGGCGGCUAUCGUUCCGCUCAACGAGUGCCCCGCGCUUGCCCCGCGAAGCGCCAUGGCGCGUGGCGUCGCGCUGUGGCUGCUGCUGCUCGCCAUGGCCGCGCGCGCAGCGGCCACAGCGGUGCGCUUCCACGUGGAGCAGCACGCCAAGUGCGUCGGCCACGACCUGCGGCGAGACACCCUCGUGGCCGCCUCCUACGCCGCAGUGCCCGCCAGCCACGCGCACCCCUUCUCCCUCGACAUCUCCGUGACCUCCCCGGGCGGCGUGCACGUGUAUCUGAAGGAGGGGGUGGGCGAGGGGCACGUGGGGUUCACGGCGGAGGAGAGCGGCGAGUACCACCUCUGCUUCUGGCUGCACGCCACCCACGUGGGGCGCCCUGACGACGCGCGGCACCAGGUGGAGGUGGCGUGGCGUGAGGGGCAGGCGGCGUCGCACAUGCAGCAGGCCGCCACCAAAGAGAGGGUGGAGAGCUUCGAGUGGGAGGUGAAGCGGCUGGAGGGGCUGGUGGAGGCGGCGUCGAACGAAAUGAUCUUCUUCCAAGAGAGGGAGGAGGAGCUACGAGGCAUGUCCCACGCCACGCAGGCACGAGUCGGGUGGCUCAGCGCCUUCUCCCUCCUCACGUGCGCUCUUCUGGCCGCUCUGCAGUUCUGGCAUCUCAAGACCUUCUUUGAGCGGACAAAGGUCCUCUGA
Messenger RNA from Closterium sp. Naga37s-1, 1059 nucleotides. The record is from the annotation of a GenBank genome assembly. NCBI's taxonomy places the organism in Eukaryota, Viridiplantae, Streptophyta, Zygnematophyceae, Desmidiales, Closteriaceae.